GAAACCAAAUCCUAAGGACCUCGCUGACUAACCCGCAUCACUCCACACUGGCCUCUUGAUCGCCGCCGGCGAUGGUCGCCGUUCACGUCAUGAAACCUCUAAGCCUUUGUUUCCAGAUCCUCCUUCUCCUCCUACUGGCAGUUUCCGUCUUCUCCUGGAAGAAAGAAGAAUUCCGGAACUGCAAUCAGACUCCCUUCUGUAAACGCGCCCGUUCCCGCAAGCCCGGAACGUGUAAUUUACGCGCCUCCUAUGUCUCCGUAUCCGACGGAGAUCUGGUCGCCAAGCUCCUCCCCAAAGAAGGGAGCUCAGAGAUCGAAGAUCCAGUCAAGCCGCUGGUUCUCUCUAUCUCUGUGUACCAAGAUGGUAUAAUGAGGCUGAAGAUCGACGAGGACCCGAGUUUGGACCCGCCCAAGAAGAGGUUCGAAGUGCCUGAUGUGAUACUGGAUGAGUUUUCAAGCAAAAAGGUUUGGUUAAAGAGAUUUAAGGAAGAGACGUUGGAUGGAGAUUCGUCCGCUUCAUCUGUGAUUUACUUGUGUGAUAAUUACGAGGGAGUGCUGAGGCACGACCCCUUUGAGGUUUUUGUGAGGGAGAAGGGUAGUGGGAAGAGAGUAGUUUCCAUAAACUCGAACGGGUUGUUUGAUUUCGAGCAGCUGAGGAAGAAGCAGGAAGGGGAUGAUUGGGAGGAAAGGUUUCGAAGCCACACUGAUACAAGGCCUUACGGCCCUCAAUCGAUCAGCUUCGAUGUGUCAUUUUACGGAGCAGAUCAUGUUUAUGGCAUUCCGGAGCACGCUUCAAGUCUUGCUCUGAAGCCCACCAGAGGGCCUGGGGUGGAGGAAUUCUCCGAACCCUAUAGGCUCUUCAACCUGGAUGUGUUUGAGUAUAUCACAGAUUCGCCAUUUGGGCUUUACGGAUCAAUUCCUUUUAUGAUUUCACACGGGAAAGCUAGGGGGACAUCCGGGUUUUUCUGGCUGAACUCUGCUGAAAUGCAGAUUGAUGUAUUGAGCUCCGGUUGGAAUUCGGAUGAGUCUUCAAAACUAAUGCUGCCAUCGGACAAGGAAAGAAUCGAUACUUUGUGGAUGACUGAGGCUGGCAUUGUGGAUGCAUUCUUCUUCGUUGGCCCAGGGCCAAAAGAUGUUGCUAGGCAGUACGGUAGCUUGACCGGAACACCCUCAAUGCCACCCCUAUUUGCAAUAGCUUACCACCAAUGCAGAUGGAAUUACAGGGACGAGGAGGAUGUUUAUCAUGUUGAUUCAAAAUUUGAUGAGCAUGAUAUCCCCUAUGAUGUUUUGUGGCUUGAUGUUGAGCAUACAGAUGGGAAACGCUACUUUACAUGGGAUAGGACGCUGUUUCCUAACCCAGAAGAAAUGCAGGAGAAGUUGGCUGCAAAGGGUAGGCAUAUGGUUACCAUUGUGGAUCCUCAUAUAAAGAGGGAUGAUUCUUACCACAUACACAAGGAGGCUUCUGAGAAAGGGUAUUAUGUUAAGGAUGCAACUGGUAAGGAUUAUGAUGGCUGGUGCUGGCCCGGUUCCUCCUCGUACACUGACCUUUUGAAUCCAGAGGUUAGGUCCUGGUGGGCUGACAAAUAUUCACUUAACAACUAUGUUGGUUCAACUCCACACUUGCACAUCUGGAAUGACAUGAAUGAGCCUUCUGUCUUUAAUGGUCCUGAGGUCAGCAUGCCAAGAGAUGUUUUACAUCUUGGAGGUGUUGAGCACAGGGAGUUGCACAAUGUAUAUGGUUUAUACUUUCAGAUGGCAACAGCAGAUGGACUUCUUAAGCGAGGAGAUGGGAAAGAUAGACCUUUUGUAUUGGCAAGGGCUCAUUUUGCUGGAAGUCAAAGAUAUGGAGCAAUUUGGACUGGAGAUAAUUCAGCUGACUGGGAUCACUUGAGGAUUUCUGUACCAAUGGUUUUAACUCAUGGCUUAGCUGCAAUAUCAUUCACAGGUGCUGAUGUUGGUGGAUUUUUUGGCAAUCCUGAACCGGAGUUGUUAGUCCGUUGGUAUCAACUGGGUGCCUACUAUCCAUUCUUUAGAGGCCAUGCCCACCAUGACACUAAAAGGCGAGAACCAUGGUUAUUUGGAGAACGGAACACUGAACUUAUGAGGGAAGCCAUACAUGUUCGCUACAUGUAUCUCCCUUAUUUCUACACACUUUUUAGAGAGGCAAACACCAGUGGCAUUCCAGUUGCACGCCCACUUUGGAUGGAGUUCCCUGGUGAUGAAAAAACUUUUACCAAUGAUGAGGCCUUCAUGAUUGGAAAUAGUCUUCUUGUCCAAGGAAUUUAUACUGAGAGAGCUAAGCAUGUAUCUGUGUAUCUUCCUGGGGACCAAUCUUGGUAUGAUCUUAGAAGUGGAACUGCAUAUAAAGGGGGUCUGACACACAAACUCGAGGCUUUGGAAGAGAGUAUACCAGCUUUCCAAAGGGCUGGAACCAUCAUACCAAGAAAAGAUCGAUUUCGUAGAAGUUCUACACAGAUGGAGAAUGACCCUUACACCCUGGUUAUUGCUCUUAAUAGUUCCCAGGCUGCUGAAGGCGAGCUCUAUAUUGACGACGGGAGGAGCUUCGAUUUCAAAGAAGGAGCCUACAUCCAUCGCCGCUUCAUAUUCUCCGCUGGAACUCUCACAUCCUUGAACCUGACACCAUCUUCUGGGAGUAAGAAAUAUUUAUCAGAUUGCAGAGUGGAGAGGAUAAUUGUGUUAGGAUUAUCUGGGGGACCAAACUCUGCCCUGGUCCAGCCUGGGAACAACAAAGUGGAGGUUGAAAAAGGGCCGCUGCUUCUCCUAGAGACCCAAGGACCGUCUGUGCUAACUAUACGGAAGCCUAAUGUGCGAGUAGGCGAUGAUUGGUCGAUAAAGAUUUUGUAAGAAUUGGCUGGUUUAAUGCUGCAUGCAGCUGGACUGGAUAAUUAAUUUUACACUUGGUGAUGGUAGUAGGAAUGCGACAUUGAGAAAUGCUUAUUAAUUAAUAAUAGGAAUUUUAAAUAAAAAACAAAUCUAUCCAUUAUUAGCUUUUGGAAUU
Messenger RNA from Ipomoea triloba (trilobed morning glory), 3018 nucleotides. Its product is annotated as probable glucan 1,3-alpha-glucosidase. Bases 72 to 2864 code for a protein of 930 amino acids. The record is from RefSeq and is a predicted model, not a curated record. Lineage: Eukaryota; Viridiplantae; Streptophyta; Magnoliopsida; Solanales; Convolvulaceae. The transcript is spliced from 6 exons. Gene Ontology annotation, biological process: N-glycan processing; carbohydrate metabolic process. Gene Ontology annotation, molecular function: alpha-glucosidase activity; carbohydrate binding.